Molecule: messenger RNA, 765 nt
Organism: Euleptes europaea (tarantolino)
Lineage: Eukaryota; Metazoa; Chordata; Lepidosauria; Squamata; Sphaerodactylidae
Gene: CAPSL
Product: calcyphosine like
Exons: 5
Coding region: 82-708 (208 amino acids)
Molecular function (GO): calcium ion binding
Source: RefSeq, a predicted model, not a curated record
GAAGGACCAGGCCCACUUUCCCCAAACUGAACAAGGGAGCGUCUGUAGUUUCAGGUAGAAGCAACAGGUAACAGAUUCAAGAUGGCUGGUACAGCAAGGCAUGACCGGGAGAUGGCUAUCCAAGCGAAGAGAAAACUGGCCACAACCACAGAUCCCAUUGAGAGACUUCGGCUCCAGUGUUUGGCCCGAGGGUCUGCAGGCAUCAAAGGCCUGGCAAGGGUAUUUCGUAUCAUGGAUGAUGACAACAGCCGAACUCUUGAUUUCAAGGAGUUCUUGAAAGGCCUCCAUGAUUAUGCUGUGUUAAUUGAGAGAGAGGAAGCUGAACAGAUUUUCAGAAUUUUUGAUAAAGAUGGGAGUGGAACUAUUGACUUCGAUGAAUUUCUCCUAACAUUAAGGCCACCUAUGUCGAAUGCUAGGAAAGAAAUAAUCAUGCAAGCCUUUCGGAAGCUGGACAAGACUGGCGAUGGGGUUGUCACCAUCGAAGAUCUGCAAGGCGUCUACAGUGCAAAACAUCACCCUAAGUAUCAGAAUGGAGAAUGGACGGAAGAUCAAGUUUUUAGGACCUUUCUAGAUAACUUUGAUUCACCCUACGACAAAGAUGGGCAGGUUACAACAGACGAAUUCAUGAACUAUUACGCCGGUGUCAGUGCUUCGAUAGAUACGGAUGUCUAUUUCAUUGUGAUGAUGAAAAAUGCUUGGAAAAUCUGAUUGCAUGAUUUUAUAAAACAACACUUUCCCCCCUUUUUGAUCGGUUUGUUACAUCUC